This is a messenger RNA of Trametes versicolor FP-101664 SS1, 466 nucleotides long. RefSeq names its product DNA-directed RNA polymerase II core subunit RPB9. Lineage: Eukaryota; Fungi; Basidiomycota; Agaricomycetes; Polyporales; Polyporaceae. Bases 10 to 381 code for a protein of 123 amino acids. The transcript has 5 exons. Gene Ontology annotation, cellular component: RNA polymerase II, core complex. Gene Ontology annotation, biological process: transcription-coupled nucleotide-excision repair; maintenance of transcriptional fidelity during transcription elongation by RNA polymerase II; DNA-templated transcription. Gene Ontology annotation, molecular function: zinc ion binding; DNA-directed RNA polymerase activity; nucleic acid binding. The record is from RefSeq and is a predicted model, not a curated record.
CUGCUCCUCAUGGCCUCCCUUCACUUCUGCUCCGAGUGCAACAACCUCCUCUAUCCGAAGGCGGACCCUCAGCGCCGGGUCAUGGUCUACGCAUGUCGCAUCUGUGCCUACGACGAGAUUGGCGAGAACCAGUGUGUGUACAGGAACGAUUUGCUCACGGUGACGAAAGAGCAAGUCGGUGUAACGAACGACCUUGGCUCGGAUCCUACACUGGCGCACUCCAAAAUGACAUGCCCGAAGUGCGGACAUGAUGAUGCCGUAUUCUUCCAAGACCAAUCGAAGCGGAAAGAAACCCGAAUGAUCCUCUUCUACGUGUGCACAAAAUGCGACCAUCCAUUCACGGACGCAACACUCGACUUGGAGACACAGCCAGAGAUGUGAUUGGGUUCUCCGUCAGUCGCGGCUGGAUGCGCCAGCAUACCCUUUGUACACUACCGUCUUGUAUUGCUAAUCACCAGUGUUCAUU